Messenger RNA from Oikopleura dioica, 1185 nucleotides. The record is from the annotation of a GenBank genome assembly. Lineage: Eukaryota; Metazoa; Chordata; Appendicularia; Copelata; Oikopleuridae.
AUGGAAAACAAGCAGGUCGUUCCACUGGCAGUUUGUUUCUUCAUUCUCAACUUUCUCGUCGCCACCCAAGACAUCGUCGUAGACGGGUGGGCGCUGACCCUUCUUUCUCGCAAAAACGCCGGCGCUGCGGCGAACUGCAACGCUGCUGGACAAACACUAGGCGCUUUCUUCGGGUACGGAUUUUUCAUGGCUCUUUCUGACGCCGAUUUUGUUAACAAAUGGCUUCGCUCAGCGGAAAACAGCUCUCCUCUUCCUCUCGUCACGACUGCCGGUUACUUCGCGUUUUGGGGAGCCUGUUUUAUCAUUCUAACUGUGUUGAUUGCCGCGCUCAAGUCAGAAAAAGACGACGAGUCCUUGAAACCGCCACCUUUGAAAGAGACUUACAAGACGAUGCUGGCCAUCUUCAAGCUCCACUCAGUUAAAACGCUCAUUUUGCUGUGGUUCACUUGCAAUAUCGGCUCGGCGGUAGCUGGCGAAGCAAGCAUGCUCAAACUAACCGAAAGGGGGCUUUCUCGUUCUACUCUUGCCCUGCUCAGUUCCUACUUGGCUCCUAUCCGAAUCCUACUGCCAAUGGCCAUUGAAAGAUUCACUUCCAAACGCGCCUUAACCUGCUGGACAGUGACAGCAAUCUAUGGCCUCAUUUCCGCCGCUACUUCCCCUCUUGUUAUUCAUUAUAUGCCGAAAAUGGUAUUUGACGGAAGCGCAAUUACCAUCAUCGUUAUUUUGAGCAUUUUCGACUCGAUCUUCGGGACAGUGAACUUUGUUUCAACCAUGUCAUUUCAUGCUCAAAUAUCCGACCCGGUUCUUGGUGGUGUCUAUAUGACUCUCCUCAAUUCGGCGGCAAACUUCGGCGGCUCUUGGCCGGAAACACUUGCUCUUUGGACUCUAGAUAAAAUGGGGGACAGUCCCAUCGAGGAAGCUUUUAAUAUAACGAAACUAGAAAAUGGGGAACAGCAGCUCUCUGAUUUCAAUGGCUGGGAUCCAGUUUUCUCUCUGUCAAUCAUUUGCACUAUUCUCGGCGUUCUCUGGUUCGUUAUUUUCACGCCGAAGCUGUUCUACCUCCAGAAUCUGCCCAAAGAAAAAUGGCUUGUUCCGCAUUCUGCAGCAGGCUCAAGCACCAAGCAAAGAGAUAUUUCUUACUCGCCACUUCUAGACGACGAAAGAGCUUCAAAUGUAAUUCUUUAA